Molecule: messenger RNA, 278 nt
Organism: Staurois parvus
Lineage: Eukaryota; Metazoa; Chordata; Amphibia; Anura; Ranidae
Source: the annotation of a GenBank genome assembly
GUGAGAUGUGAUUGGUGACAGCUUGUCACAUGGUACAAGGCUGUUGUGAAUAGCCUUGUACCAUGUGACCUCUGUGAUCAUUCACAGAUUUCACAAGUAGUAAGCAAUGACAUCAGGAAGUUACAUCUUGUUUACUACUAUUAAUGUGAUCACUGAUUGGCCAAUCAGUGAUCACAUGAAUCAGGACCUCAAACAGAGGCCCCAUACAGCGAUCGCGGUGUCGCUGUGUCUGGAGGACACAGCGGAACACCGAUCACUGUACGGGACCUCUGUGUGAG